Crotalus tigris (Tiger rattlesnake) is the source of this 2917-nucleotide messenger RNA. RefSeq names its product eukaryotic translation initiation factor 2B subunit delta (gene EIF2B4). The coding region runs from base 99 to 1649 and encodes 516 amino acids. The transcript has 12 exons. Lineage: Eukaryota; Metazoa; Chordata; Lepidosauria; Squamata; Viperidae. The record is from RefSeq and is a predicted model, not a curated record.
GAGAGGUGAGAUGUUUCCUGACGAACCCGCUCUGAGCAGCAGGGGGCGCUGUCGCUGACAUUGCCGGGUGAGGUCAGGGCGGAGCCAGCGGAGUGGCUAUGGCGGAGCCGGGGAGCUGCGAGGCCCCGGAGCGCAGCCAGGCGCCCAGCGCGGAAGGCAAGUUGCAGCUCCGGAAAGAGAAGAGGCAACAGAAGAAAAAGCGCCGCGAAGCGGAGAAGGAGCCCAAGCUGCCCCCCGAUGGGCUCGUCCAUCCCGGUCCCACGCCUGCUGGGCAGCUGCCUCCGCCAGGGCCAGAACCUACCACGCCGGGUCUUCCUGACAAAGUCUCUGGUGGCGAGAGGGCGGGCCUGGGCAAAAGUAAGGCUGAGUUGCGAGCUGAGCGCCGGGCCAAGCAGGAGGCCGAUCGGGCGUUGAAGCAAGCUCGGAAGGGUGAUCCGAGUCAGACAACCAUGCCUACAAAGCCUCGGGUAGGACCCAAUGAAGUCCAGCCAGCAGUCAAGAGGCUCCCAGAACAUGUGCAGGUGGAUGAUCCAGCUGCCCAAAAAAAGCUAGCCAAAAAGUUGGAGCGUCAGCAGGUCCCUAUGAGGCCAGAUUAUGGUGCCAAAGUUAGUCUGUUCUCCCACUUGCAUCAGUAUAGUCGCAAAGAGUUACUCACACAACAGAUGAGCAUCCCGGUCUCCACCAUCCACCCUGCAGUGGUGCGUCUUGGCCUCCAGUACUCUCAGGGCAUCAUUAAUGGCUCCAAUGCUCGGUGUAUUGCACUCUUAAAAGUUUUCAAACAGGUGAUUAGAGACUAUACCACUCCGGCCAACGAGGAACUUUCACGGGAUCUUGUAAACAAGCUGAAACCUUACAUCAGCUUCCUGACUCAGUGCAGGCCCCUCUCUGCCAGCAUGGGCAAUGCCAUCAAAUUUCUUAAGAAGGAGAUCUCUUCACUGCCAGGGACCAUACGAGAAGAGAAGGCCAAGGAGCAACUUCAGGAGACAAUUGACAAAUAUGAGCGGGAGAAGAUUUUUCUGGCAGCUGAAGCCAUUUCCAAAUUUGCCUUUGAGAAGAUCAACGAUGGUGACGUCAUCCUUGUCUAUGGAUGCUCGUCCUUGGUGAGCCGCAUUCUCUGUGAGGCUCAUGCCAAUCAUCGUGCCUUCCGAGUGGUGGUAGUGGACAGUCAGCCACGGUUAGAAGGGCGGGAGACACUAUGCCGCCUGGUGAAACAGGGAGUCCGCUGCAGCUAUGUGCUAAUCAAUGCCAUCUCCUACAUGUUACCUGAGGUUUCCAAAGUGCUGUUAGGAGCUCAUGCACUAUUAGCCAAUGGGUCAGUGAUGUCACGUAUGGGCACCUCACAAAUUGCACUGCUUUCCAAGGCCUAUAAUGUGUCUGUACUAGUCUGCUGUGAGACCUACAAGUUCUGUGAUCGGGUUCAGACCGACUCCUUUGUCUCCAAUGAACUUGAUGAUCCAGAUGACCUGAUUGGGUCAAAAGGAAAGAGAAGUCCAUUAUCCAACUGGCAGGAAAGCAAAUCGUUGCGCCUUCUCAAUUUAGUCUAUGAUGUGACCCCCCUAGAGUUGGUGGAUCUGGUCAUUACAGAGUUGGGGAUGAUCCCUUGCACCUCUGUUCCUGUUGUUCUGCGUGUCAAAAAUGUGGAGCAGUAAUGUUGGAAGAAUGAAUAAACCUGCGUGUCUCUGCUCCAUGCCUCUGUUUAUAUAUCCCAUUGUGUGAGCACCUGAGUGAAACAGGAUUCCCAACUCUGGGAGAAUCAACUGAAUCCUUGUCCAGGACUUAAGUAAUUUAUGUUCAGCUGUUCUCUGGUUUUUGGGGGGCAUCGUUUGCUAUCGAUUUGUUGCUGUCAGAAAUGGAGUUAUAUUUAUUAUAGAAUUUAUCAAUGCCUUUCUGUUUAUUCCAACACUCAGUUUAGAGCUAGGGCUUCACUCUGGAAUUUAUUUAUUAUCAUGAGUAUAUUUGAACAUGUAGAUACAGUAUCUCUCUUUAUCCUUGACUGUGUUCUAUGUUCAAAUAGACCUGAGACCCAGAAUCUUUUUUUUUUAGCAACUAGGGCCUUGUGAAAUACCUCGUUUUCUAUACAUUUCUUGCCAAAUGUAUAGAUCUGUCCAAACUUCCCUUGCACUGAUUUGUGUUUUCUUACAUGAGGCAAUUCUGAAAUAUCAAUGUAGAUGUCAGGGGGUUCCUACAUGGUACUAAACAAAAAUAUUACUUGUUUGGUUUCAGCUUAAAACAAUGUGUGAAUGUAUUUUAACAUCUAUGAGCAAGCCAACUUAAUUAGUAAACCAAGUUUAAAAUUAAUUAUGGCUUAAUGCAGUGUGCAAACCAAUGUGAGGACAGUUGGAAAACUGAUCUCAUAACAACAGUAACCUGCUGCAUAAUAUACCUCUGAUUCUCCCCCUCUUAGAUAAACUACUAGUCCCUAUCAUAUAUAGGAUAUUACUCUAGCUGCCCUCAGUGUCUCAUUCUAAUUACCCUACAGCAGGCAUGUCAAACUGCCGGUCUUCAGGCCAGAUGCGUCAUGCCAAAACCACACCCACCCCAUUGCCGGCAAUGGGGAAAAAGUUGCGAUAUGUUGCGCGACGUCACGUGAUGUCGUGAGUUUGACAUGCCUGCCCUAGAGAUAUCUAUCAUGAGGUGAAUCAUUAUAUUUAAAAGAUUUCUUAGACUUUUGUCUCCAGAUAUUUGGGGAUUAAAGUUUCCAGAAUUCCCAAAACAUUGCUGUUGGUAUUUGAAGGGUGAAAGCAGCUUUGGGGCAAGGUAUUAAGGAAUUUUAUUUAUUUAUUUCUUGCCUCCAUUGCUCUCAGUAAUGUGGGGGAAAUGACCUACUGCUUCAGGUGGAGCAAUAAUUGUGCAGAAAGAAUUUGGUCGCUCAUGAAAAUGCUUAACAUUGAUGAAUAAACGAAUCCGGUAGCAGGCC